Molecule: messenger RNA, 4131 nt
Organism: Hemicordylus capensis (graceful crag lizard)
Lineage: Eukaryota; Metazoa; Chordata; Lepidosauria; Squamata; Cordylidae
Gene: CCAR2
Product: cell cycle and apoptosis regulator 2
Exons: 21
Coding region: 165-3005 (946 amino acids)
Biological process (GO): RNA splicing; regulation of DNA-templated transcription
Cellular component (GO): nucleus; DBIRD complex
Molecular function (GO): RNA polymerase II complex binding
Source: RefSeq, a predicted model, not a curated record
UGGGCGGAGACGGUUGCCAGGCAGGAGGAGGCUGGCCGGGGGGCGGGCGGUGUUUCCGUUGAGGCGCACAUCCGGGAGGCGCUUCCGGGUUCCUUUGUCCCUGGCGUCGCAGCCCGGCGCCUUCCCCCGCCCCCCUCAGAAAAUAAACAGGUUACGCCAUCAAAAUGUCCCAGUUCAAGCGCCAGAAGCAACUGCGAACCAGCAAUCUUCAGGGAGCUAGGUCGUUCUCAGGAACCCAGCCAGCCUCUUUAUUGGGACCUGCACCUGGCCUAUUAAAUCCUCCUAUCUCAGCAGAUAUUAUUCAGGCAGCACGGCAUCUCCAGGGGGGAGAGAAGCAGCGUGUUUUUACUGGAAUUGUCACCAGCCUCCACGAUUACUUUGGAGUAGUGGAUGACGAAGUUUUCUUCCAGCUAAGUGUGGUCAAAGGCCGGAUGCCACAGAUUGGGGAAAAGGUGCUGGUGAAAGCCGUCUACAACCCAAGCCAGUCAGUGCCCUGGAAUGCCUUGAAGGUUCAAACACUGUCCAAUCAGCCUCUUCUGAAGGCUCCCACACCUCUGCUGCAUGUGGCCUCCUUAGGACAGAAGCAAGGUAUCCUGGGAGCCCAGCCCCAGUUGCUGUUCCAGCCUCACCGGAUCCCCCCACUCUUUCCUCAGAAGCCUAUGAGCCUCUUCCAGACGUCUCCGGCACUCCAUCUGGGUCACCUUGGCAGAUACAGUGGUCGGAGUCCAAAGGGCAGGCAGGACCUGGGUAGAUGGGAUGACUUUGAUUCCAAGAAGCGGAAGCAGAAGGCUGGUGAGCCAUGGGGAGUGAAGAAGCCACGGUACGAGCCCCCUCAGUACCGGGUCCAGUUGGCUUGCUAUGCUGUGAACAGCCCCUUCUGUGAUGCCAUGGAAAUCUUGAGGCGUUACGCCAGUAUCCAGUUGCCCAAAGAGUUCUAUGAUGUUCGCCUCUCUUGGCUGGACACCUUCCCACUUGCUCAGCCACUGACUCUUCGACAUCCCAGCCGGAUCCAGGUGGCCAGUCCUGGUGAAGAGGUGCCUCCAGCCGACGAGGGCACCACACUGGAUGCUCAACCGGAGGACGCCAACUCUGCAUACAGUGCCAAGGUUUUGCUGCUGUCCUCUCCGGGCAUAGAAGAAUUCUACCGCAAUUGUUUGCUAUAUACUGAAGAUCCCAGUGACCAUAAGGAGAGUCCUGAGCACCCAACAAAGCAAAUUAAGUUCUUGCUAGGGAAGAAAGCAGAUGAAACAGUGUUGAUUGGAGGGCAGUGGUCUCCAUCCCUGGAUGGUCGUGACCCAGCUGCAAACCCAAUGGUCCUGAUCCGCACAGCCAUUCGCUGUGCCAAAGCACAGACUGGGUUGGACCUGAGUGCCUGCACGAAGUGGUUCCGGUUUGCCGAGUUCAGAUAUCUGUGUGAGGGCAGCCCUUCUCAUCCAGAACAGACAGUGGUCUUCCUGCCAGAUGUUUGGAGCUGCAUGCCGUCUCUUGAGGAGUGGGAAGCCUUGUGCAAGCAGAAAGCUGAAAAGGUUCCACUGCCAUUGGAAGAGAAAGCUGAGGUGGAAGAGGACGCUGAACAGGCCUCUGAGCAGGAGAUGGAGGCCAGUGAACAGGAAGCAGACUCCACCGGAUCUGCCCCUGAGCCAGCUCUUGAGGCCUCUGCAGCUGAACCGGAGACCCCGACACCCCGCUUGGAACCUGCCAUCAUUGCUCACCCCCAGCCAGCCCUGCAGGGUGGGCAGCCCAGCUGCACCAACCUCUCCCUUGGCACUCUGCUGGAGUACAGGCGGCAGCGAGAGAAGCUCUCCUUUGAGGUGGCAGUGGUGGCAGAGUUCUUCCAGGAGAUGCUUCAGCGGGAUUUUGGCUUCAAGCUCUACAAGGCAUUGAUGGCCCUACCGGAGAAGGAGGAACCGUUGGAGGCAAAGCACCCCGAAGCGGAGAAAGCCGCUGAACUGGAGAAGGAGGAAGAGAGUGAGAUGAAAGAAGAGUCUCCCAGGAGUCUAGGGACAGAAGAGACACCUGCCAAUAACCAGGAGGAAGUGCAGAAACAGGAGGAGAAGCCAGCAGGUCACGAUGGGGCCAACACAGCUAAGGACGAGAAGGCUAGUGGGAACGUCAAAGCAGACCCCAAGGACUCUACAGAUGAGCUCUGUGACCUGAGCCUGGAGGAUGACCUGCUGCUGCUGAGAGAGGAUGAGGAGGAGGAUUUUGGUGUCAAGUUAGAAGAUGCUGAAGUGCGAUCGGUUGCUUCAAACCAAUCAGAGAUGGAGUUCUCCUCGCUUCAUGAUGUGCCCAGAGAGCUGGACCCAAGCGCUGUGUUGCCACUGGAUGCCCUUCUUGCCUUUGUUUACUUUGACUUGAAUUUCUGCGGCUACCUGCACCGGAGGGAUAUGGAGAAAGUCCUCCUCACCUUGGGCCUGCACCUCUGCAAAGAGCAGGUGAAGCGCCUGGUGAACAGGGUGGUGACGCAGUUCGUGUGCCGCUACCGCAGCCUACGCUACAGCCGGCAGGAAGGGACUGAGCCAGGCCCUAAUGAGGAACCGCUCGGCAACCUGGCUUUGUUGCACUCGUCCGCCUCCCUUCCCAAGGCUCCUGCCAAGCCUACCCUAGAAACUCAGCCUGGCAGCCUGGUUAUGUUCAACGGGGCUGCCCUCAACGUGGGCAAGCUGCUGGAGAAGGCAGAACAGACGGAAAACAGCCGCCUCUAUUUGGAGAACAAAAUCCACACCCUGGAGCUCAAGUUGGAAGAGACGCAAAACCGCUUCUUAUCGACAGAGGCUUCCAACAAGGUCCUGGCAGCGGAGGUGCAGGAAUUACAGAAGCGUCUCGGUGAGAUGGAGGAACAGUCUAAAGCGGCGGAGAGGCAAAAAUCCCAGUUCCAGAGGCUGCUGCAGGAGAAUAAGAAGCGCCUGGUUCCGCUGCAGCUGGAAAUCCAGAAGAUUGUUGAGAAGACCAAUAACUGCUUAGAAAAGAAGGAACCAACACCGACGGCAGCUUCCAGCAACUGACAUUCCUUGGAGAGGCAGCUCAGCAGGGAAGAUCAGUACCCUGGUGUGGUAUUUUGGGCUGUGGGUUAGCGGUUGGGGUGACCUUUGGCUGCCCCAUGAAAGGCCGGAGCUGGUUUUCAUCCUAAACCACCACCUCAGGUUUGGGGAAAGGGCCACCUAGUCUAAGCAUGGCUGGGAUCUGCAGUUCAUAACGCUGGAGCCACCAUUAUUGUUUAAAGGAUUCCCAUUAGGUAGGAGUUUUGAUGGUCUAUUGUGUGAGUGGAGAAGCUGCAGCCCAGGUAGUUUCAGGCUGCCUGCAAGCAGCGCGUGUCUGCAGGGAAGUUCCUCCCAGUGCUCAACCCGAUGCAGUUAGAAACGGAGCGCAGGUGCCCCACGGCUCCGAGGGACAGGGCAUGGCUAGCCUCUUUGUGCUGCAUGGAGACCCCCCCCAACCCCCCCCCCACGCUUUUGCUCAAGGAGGUGGUGUUCGGCUGCUUCUUGGCUAAAAGGUGCUUUGGGAAAGGCACAACGGAGUGGUCAGAACUGGCAGGAUUUUAAACCAACGGUGGAAGCAGCGCAGCCGAUUCUCCCCCCACCCCCCAUGGCUGAUCCAUUCAGUGCUGCAGGCUAGUUAGUGGCUCUUGCUGGUGUUGCGAGGCACUGACGGGGGGGCUGGCUGCUGUGGUGGGAGUUCAGCCCCUCACCCAUUCAGCACAGUGCAUUGGUGGGUCCUUUGACUGCUUCCAGGCCAGUCAUUGGCCCUCUGCAGCUUCACACCCCAAGCAGCCUGCUAGGUCUACACCAGCCUUCACGCGCAAGUGAUGUUCUUGGUCACCAGGACUGGGCUUAAGGCCUCAGACGUGGUAGGAGGUGGGCUGCAGUGCGGUCAAUGUGGGCUUUGGGGGAGGAGCAGAUUUCAGGAGGGCUGCGGUAGGGAACCCUUUGGGUCCCUGUGGUCGUCUCGAGCAGAGUGGCUGGGCCUGCCAGAGACGCCCGCAGGAGGCGCCGACUGUCUCUGCUCUGGCCACCUGCUCCCCCAUCCUCACAGGCGGUCUGUCACUUCUGGAUGUGUUGCUUUUAGUCUGUAAACGUGGUAACAACUUGUAUUUAACUGGCCAAGGUCCCUUUUAUAAAAGUCUCUUCCUCA